AUGAAGUAUAAUAAAGCUAGUGUUCAACAUGAUAGUAAAUUGGGUAACUUAAUAAAUUAUAGGAUUAGGGUGAUAACAGCGGAUGGUAGGGUGUACAUAGGUCAGUUAAUGGCUUAUGAUAAACAUAUGAAUGUGGUAUUAGGAGAUUGUGUCGAAGAAAGAAUUCCAAAGACUCAAUUACAAAAAUUAAAAGAGUCUACUAAUAAUGUAUCAGCAUCGGACAUUAAAGUGGAGAAAAGAGUAUUAGGGUUGACUAUAUUAAGAGGUGAGCAUAUACUUUCUACUGUUGUAGAGGAUAAACCCCUAUUGAGCAAGAGGGAAAGAAUUUCAAAUGAAAAGAAACAGGAGAAACAACUUCAAAAACAGAAAAGGAAAAGAAGUAAUAAGAACAAUGGCAAAGUACAGAAACAGACGACUAGUACAUCUGGAACAAGCUCGAUGCCAAGUGCUACUAGUAGUACUGACAAUCGUGGAGCUUCAUUACAAACUAGAAAGUUUCAACCUCCUCCAGGUUUUAAAAAAAGAUAG
Vanderwaltozyma polyspora DSM 70294 is the source of this 528-nucleotide messenger RNA. RefSeq names its product mRNA splicing protein SMB1 (gene SMB1). Gene Ontology annotation, molecular function: RNA binding. Gene Ontology annotation, cellular component: U2 snRNP; catalytic step 2 spliceosome; U2-type prespliceosome. Bases 1 to 528 code for a protein of 175 amino acids. The transcript has a single exon. NCBI's taxonomy places the organism in Eukaryota, Fungi, Ascomycota, Saccharomycetes, Saccharomycetales, Saccharomycetaceae. Gene Ontology annotation, biological process: mRNA splicing, via spliceosome. The record is from RefSeq and is a predicted model, not a curated record.